AACACCACACACACCAUUACAAGCCAAACAGCUAGCGGAGAGGAGAGCUGCGAGAGCCGGCGGCCAUGGUGAUCUCGCACUCGAGCUCCGGUGUCGGCGAGUCCGCGUACAACACCUUCUCGUCGCGCUACGCCCGCGUGGAGCUCCCGAGGUACCGGAUGCCGGAGAACUCGAUCCCCAAGGAGGCGGCGUACCAGAUGAUCACCGACGAGCUGAUGCUGGACGGCAACCCGCGGCUGGACCUGGCGUCCUUCGUCACCACGUGGAUGGAGCCCGAGUGCGACAAGCUCAUCAUGGACUCCAUCAAUAAGAACUACGUCGACAUGGACGAGUACCCCGUCACCACCGAGCUCCAGAACCGUUGUGUAAAUAUGAUAGCUCACUUGUUCAAUGCACCAAUAAACGAGGAUGAGAAAGCUAUUGGAGUUUCAACAGUGGGAUCCUCCGAAGCAAUAAUGCUUGCAGGCCUAGCAUUCAAGAGGAAGUGGGCAAAUCAAAGGAAGGAGCUGGGGAAGCCAUAUGACAAACCUAACAUUGUUACCGGUGCAAAUGUUCAGGUUUGCUGGGAAAAGUUUGCUAGAUAUUUCGAAGUAGAAUUGAAGGAAGUCAAGUUAACUGAAGGAUACUAUGUUAUGGAUCCGUUGAAGGCUGUUGAGAUGGUGGAUGAGAACACUAUAUGUGUUGCAGCCAUCUUGGGGUCUACUCUCACUGGGGAGUAUGAAGAUGUUAAACUAUUGAAUAGCCUUCUUGUGGAAAAGAACAAUGAAACAGGGUGGAAUGUGCCGAUCCAUGUUGAUGCUGCUAGUGGAGGAUUUAUCGCUCCUUUUCUUCAUCCUGAGCUUGAGUGGGACUUCAGGCUACCAUUGGUGAAGAGCAUCAAUGUUAGUGGGCACAAGUAUGGCCUUGUCUACCCUGGAGUUGGCUGGGUCGUUUGGCGGAGCAAAGACGAUUUGCCUGAAGAACUAAUUUUCCAUAUAAACUAUCUAGGAACAGAUCAGCCCACAUUUACACUGAACUUCUCCAAAGGUGCAAGCCAGAUAAUUGCACAAUACUACCAAAUGAUACGCCUUGGCUUCGAGGGAUACAAGCACAUCAUGGAGAAUUGCCAGGCAAAUGCAGCCGUGCUGAGGGAGGGCAUGGAGGCCACUGGCCGAUUAAGCAUCGUGUCCAAGGAGGACGGCGUGCCAUUAGUCGCCGCCUCGCUCAAGGACAACACUAAAUUCAGCGUGUUCGACGUCUCCGAGAACCUGCGGAAAUUCGGCUGGAUCGUGCCAGCCUACACGAUGGCUCCUGACGCGGAGCAUGUCGCCGUCCUCCGUGUGGUCAUCAGGGAGGACUUCAGCAGGAGCCUCGCCCAGCGGCUCCUCACGGACAUCAACAAGGUCCUGCACGAGCUGGACGCCCAUGCAGCCCAUGCCAUUAAGGUCACUGCUCCUACCGCAACACAAAACGGCAAUGGCGUGAACGGCGACGACACCGUGACACAGAAGAGCGUCCUGGACACCGAGAAGAAGUUCGUUGCGGCCUGCAUGUCCCUGGUAAAGAAAGAUAAAAAGACUGGAGUCUGCUGAAGGGCAUGCUCAGGCUCACGCUUGAAGCUCAUUUUAUGCCUAUGUAUCUAUAAUUUUUUGUACGUGGAUUCCACUGCCUGUCAGCUUGCUAGAGAUUGAUGCGCAGCGUCUGUGGUUCUGUAUAGUACAGGACACCUCUGGAUGGAGGUUAUGUACGUAUUUGUUGUUUGCUUUAGUUAUGCCUUGAAAUGUUACGUGUUUGCUGCA
Messenger RNA from Triticum dicoccoides, 1778 nucleotides. RefSeq names its product glutamate decarboxylase-like. The record is from RefSeq and is a predicted model, not a curated record. Gene Ontology annotation, biological process: L-glutamate catabolic process. NCBI's taxonomy places the organism in Eukaryota, Viridiplantae, Streptophyta, Magnoliopsida, Poales, Poaceae. The transcript is spliced from 7 exons. Gene Ontology annotation, molecular function: glutamate decarboxylase activity; pyridoxal phosphate binding. Bases 66 to 1571 code for a protein of 501 amino acids. Gene Ontology annotation, cellular component: cytosol.